Messenger RNA from Thlaspi arvense, 591 nucleotides. Lineage: Eukaryota; Viridiplantae; Streptophyta; Magnoliopsida; Brassicales; Brassicaceae. The record is from the annotation of a GenBank genome assembly.
AUGGCUGUGUUGGAGAGCAGAGAAUGGUAUAUGGCUGCCUAUGCACCCGAGGGCGUUCCACUGUCCGAUCAUCUCAAACUACGGACGAUAAAUCUACCGCUCAACUCUGAUUCAAUCCCUGACCAACACGUGGCAGUUGAAGUCCUGUGGAUAUCCGUCGAUCCCUACAUACGGUCCAGAAUGACUGGCCACGACGGGGGCCUGUACUUUCCCCAGUUUGGCCUCGGCGAGGUCAUUACAGAGUUCGCGAUCGGAAGAGUAGUUCUUUCCAAGGACGGAAACUUCAGCGAGGGGGAUAUAGUGAUCAACCCUUUCUCUCCAGUUGCAGAAUACAGUGUGGUACCAACUGCGGUCCUCCGGAAGGUUGACCCAACGGCUGGAAUCGAGCUGCCGGAUUAUCUCAGUGCUCUCGGAUUGCCUGGGUUUACGGCAUGGCUGGGAAUAGACGUGAUCGGAGAAGCCAAGCCGGGAUCGAAUGUAUUCAUUUCGGCGGCGGCCGGCGGCGUUGGAAUGUUCGCCGGGCAGUUGGCGAAGCUCAAAGGCUGUCGAGUCGUCGGAAGCGCUGGAUCGGACGAUAAGGUAAUUUCCUGA